AUGGCCACAAAGAAACGUCUAAACCUUGUCAUCUUCAUUUUCCUUAUUUCUCUACCAUUUGUUAAAUCCUCUACUUCAAGUGAGUUCAAGAAAACCACCCUUCAUUUUGUUUUUGGCUCUGUUAUGUGUCAAACAAACAUGGUAGGAAGCGGUUCCACACAGACAAAUACAGAGGUUGCAAGAUUUGGGAAUGAAGCUGCUUCUCCUCGCAUAGUUGAAGACUCGGCAAGAGAAGUUCCAACUGGACCUGACCCUCUCCAUCACAACAACCACCCUGUAGGCCAUUGA
Messenger RNA from Sphenostylis stenocarpa, 288 nucleotides. Lineage: Eukaryota; Viridiplantae; Streptophyta; Magnoliopsida; Fabales; Fabaceae. The record is from the annotation of a GenBank genome assembly.